AUGAUUGUGAUUGAUGAAUUACCUUUCAAGUUUGUUAAAAGUGAAGGCUUUAAGAAAUUUAUGUUUGUGGCAUGUCCUAGGUUUCAUAUUCCUUCACGAACUACUAUGACUAGGGAUGUUUAUCAACUGUAUUUAGAUGAAAGGGUCAAGAUAAAACAACUUUUGAAAAGUUCUUGUUCUAGAGUUUGCUUAACUACUGACACAUGGACUUCUUUUCAAAGAGUUAAUUAUUUGUGUAUCACUGCUCACUUUAUUGAUAACGAUUGGAAAUUGAAUAAAAAGAUUUUAAACUUUUGUCCAAUUUCUAGUCAUAAGGGUGAGUCCAUUGGGAUGAUGAUUGAGAAAUGCUUGUUGAAUUGGGGGAUUGAUAAGUUGUUUACUAUUACUGUUGAUAAUGUAAGUUCAAAUGAUGUUGCUAUUGGUUAUUUGAGAAAGAAAUUUAACCCUCGAGGGGGUUUAGUUCAAAAUGGUAAAUAUCUUCAUAUGAGAUGCAUGGCACACAUUGUGAAUUUGAUUGUUGUUGAAGGCUUAAAAGAAAUGAAUAAAUCUGUUGAACGUGUUAGGGGGGCUAUUAGACAUGUGAGACAAUCUCCAGCUAGAUUACAAAAGUUUAAGGAGUGUGUUGUGGUGGAAAAGAUAGAGUGCAAGAAGAUGUUGUGUCUUGAUGUUUGUACUAGGUGGAACUCGACCUACUUAAUGUUAGACACUGCUCAAAACUUUGAGAGAGCUUUUGAGAGAUUUCAGGAGCAAGAUACAAACUUUAGGGCUGAACUUGAAAGGGGAGAGAGUUGGCCUAGUGUGGAUGAUUGGGCUAAUGUUAGAGACUUGAGGGAUUUCUUGGAACACUUUUACGAAGUCACUUUGAGUAUAUCUGGCACUUCAUAUGUCACAUCCAAUAAUUUUUUUGAUGAGCUUUCUGAAAUUGAUAUUCUUUUACGAGAUGCUCAGUUAAAUAGUAAUGUUGAUUUCAAUGUUUUGGCCAUCAAGAUGAAAGAGAAGUAUGAUAAGUAUUGGGGUGAUAUUGAUAAGAUGAAUUUGCUUAUGUUUGUUGCUUGUGUUUUAGAUCCUAGACAAAAACUAAAGUAUCUUAAAUUUGCACUUAGUGAAAUGUCUAGUUCUGAAAAAGCUUCUAAAAUGAUGCAAAGUUGA
Messenger RNA from Gossypium arboreum, 1149 nucleotides. Its product is annotated as zinc finger BED domain-containing protein RICESLEEPER 2-like. The coding region runs from base 1 to 1149 and encodes 382 amino acids. The transcript has a single exon. The record is from RefSeq and is a predicted model, not a curated record. Gene Ontology annotation, molecular function: DNA binding. Lineage: Eukaryota; Viridiplantae; Streptophyta; Magnoliopsida; Malvales; Malvaceae.